AUGCCCGACUCAAAAUCAUCUCCAAACGCGUCAAAAUUCUCUUGGGUCCGACGCCUUGUGUCUCGCUCAGGCACAAAGUCAAGCCGCUCUUCAUCUUCUACCACUCCCUUUUCUUCUUCUACGUUCCAUAAACCACGUCAAACUCACCAACAACAACCCUCUUCUUACACUCAUCAUAAUAAUAUCCAUACUAAUAAUAAUAAUAAUACUCAUAACCACAAACCUCUCUCUCCACAACCCUCACUAACAUCUAUCGAAACAACAACAGCACCUGAAACUCAUACCCAUACUCUAGGGUCUUCUCGCUCUCUAUCUCACUCUCCAGAAACUCCAGAUAUUCCUGAUGUUGACGACAUGUACUCAUCACAUACACCUCCUGAUACCCCGGACUCUGUUUCGCGGACGCCAUCACCACCACGCCGCGGAGUUGCCUUUGCAUCGUCGUCAUCAUCUCUUUCUUUAGCUUCAGAUGCUGUUACCUCUGCUGCCGCUGCCGCUGCCGCUACUUCUACUCCUGUUUCUGGUCACCCCUCGUCUCCAUCUCUUGGUUCCUCUGUGUCACCUCCUCCUUCACGUGUUCCCGCGCCAGCUCAGCUACAACAGUUCCCACGCCGGUCGUUCGAUACCAAUGCAUCUACACGAGGCAUUGCCCCAGCCUCGCUCAAAUCUCGUGCAUCUUCUGAAUCUCUCCCACUUACGUACGCUGCCACUGUGCGGUCCUACGGAACCUGGGCCAGUGCAACAUCUGCCGGUGCCCCAUCCUCGCUCUCAGACGACUACUAUGAUGACCCUGCAGGAAGUAUCAUGUUACUGAACGGAGCCAGUAAUAGCAGUGCAGGUGGAUUACUGGCUACUCCACCGCUGCAACAAAUUCAGCAAGUGCAUCAUAGUUACGCACCAACAACAGCCUCCAUUUUGUCGCUGGGCUCGACUGUGUCAACGUCUUCAUCGGCGUCUGGGGCAUCUACAACAUCUGCGGCAUCGACUACAUGCUCAUGCUGCUAUUAUAGUGGUGGUGGCGGUGGUGGCGGCGGAGGAGUUGCUUCAUCUGCGGCAUCUGUACGGUCGCUUCGGUCAUCGCGUUCUGCACGGUCUGCAAGGUCGACGGUUUCACGGAAGAGGGGGGACGACGCGUCGAUGGUAGUAUUGAGGAAUAAGGAGGACCGGAAGAGACAUCGACAUCGAAAGCGGAUGGAUGAGCGGGCUCAUAGGGGAGGAAUGAGACCAAGAAGCACUCAGGAUAGGAUUAUUGUAGGUGGGGAUUAUUGA
Magnusiomyces paraingens is the source of this 1269-nucleotide messenger RNA. RefSeq lists its product as uncharacterized. The transcript has a single exon. Lineage: Eukaryota; Fungi; Ascomycota; Dipodascomycetes; Dipodascales; Dipodascaceae. The record is from RefSeq and is a predicted model, not a curated record. Bases 1 to 1269 code for a protein of 422 amino acids.